Messenger RNA from Oncorhynchus nerka (sockeye salmon), 2342 nucleotides. It is a transcript of the gene pusl1, whose product is annotated as pseudouridine synthase like 1. NCBI's taxonomy places the organism in Eukaryota, Metazoa, Chordata, Actinopteri, Salmoniformes, Salmonidae. The record is from RefSeq and is a predicted model, not a curated record. The transcript has 10 exons. Gene Ontology annotation, biological process: tRNA pseudouridine synthesis. Gene Ontology annotation, molecular function: RNA binding; pseudouridine synthase activity. The coding region runs from base 412 to 1275 and encodes 287 amino acids.
UUAGCAUGCCGCAUAGUUUCCACAGCCACGCAGUGGCUACAUCGUAAAUAUUCAUGAGUUGUUUUGUUUUGCUUUUUGGUAUUAAUUUAAAGUUAGGUUUAAGGUUAGCAGUGUGGAAAAUGUAAGGAGCAAGGUUAGGGCUAGGUUUAAACUCACAGUUGAAGAAGAUAAAUUGUAGAAAUAGGCGGUUUUUUGUAGACUUUGUGGCUGUGGUAACUAGUAGUGACCAUGUCGCGUUGCGUGUGAAGUUGAAGGUGUACAAUGGGAUUUUUCUGUGAAAUUAUCAAACAUAACCUCUGUCAAAUCUCUCUUUGUUAAAAUAGAAAACGGCAACAAGCAGAGGUUCAGGUUGGGGCACAUUUUGCCCUAUAUAGCCGUUGAGUUGCAAAACAGGAGUUUGUCUUUGAAGCAAUGAUCAUGCACAAUGGCAGUGUCCGUUAUCUCAUCUUCUUCCAAUACCUCGGGACAAAGUACAGUGGCGUUAUGAAGGCGCCUCCACACCAAGCAGUCAAGGGUGUCCAGAACUACUUGGAGGAUGCGGUACGGUGUUUGAGGCCGGUGAAUGAGGUUUCUCUGUCCAUCUCCAGUCGGACAGACACCGGUGUCCACGCCCUUGGAAACUCCGCCCACUUCGACCUCCAGCGGCAGAACGGCAAGCCCCCAUUUGCUGAGGAGGUCCUGGUUGACGCCCUCAACUUCCACCUGAGACCGGAGCAAAUCAGAAUCACCCGUGCCUACCGGGUCCCCGGUGGGUUCCAUGCCCGUUUCCGCGCUGUGUCUCGGACGUACGUCUACCGGCUAGCCACGGGCGUCACUCAUCACUCCUGCACGCCACUGACCGAUGCUAACCUCUGCUGGGGGUUACGCCACAUUGACCUGGAUGUUGGUGCGAUGCGCGACGCUGCCUCCCUGCUGGUGGGUACCCAUAACUUCAGCUCCUUCAGAGCCCUGAACUCUGAGACACCGUUUAAAGACCCGGUAAAGACCCUGGAGAAGGUCGGUCUGGAACUCGGAGACGCCUUUGUACACAAACACUUCCACAGAGAUAUUCAGUUCUGGGAGCUUACCUUUAAGAGCAGAUCCUUCCUCUACAAACAGGUGCGUAGGAUGACAGGGGCUCUGGUGGCAGUUGGCCAGGGACAGAUGUCUGUCUCUGGGGUGAAGGAAUUACUGGAGGCCCAGGACUCUCAGGCCUACCCACACAACCUCACAUCACCCCCAGAAGGACUCUUCCUCACCAGGGUGGAGUACCACCGGUCAGACGACCUCAGAUGAGCUGUGAGGAAUUGAGAAAACAAUGACGGAGGAAGCAAGGACAUUGAUGACCUGCAGCUUUACACUCAGGAUGAUUCACAGAGUUGAUUGUCGUUUUAAUGACCUAGGCCCAAUCCCAAAUGGACCCCUAGACGUUACGCCCUACACAUUUGUGGAGAUCUGAGAGGAUUUGAAAAGCAAUUUACUUAUACCUCCAAUUUGCCCCUCUGAUAGGCUAGGUCAGGGGUGUCAAACUAAUUUCAUGGAGGGUCUAGUGUCUGCAGGUUUUAGUUUUCUAACACCUAGACACCCAGGUGAGGGGAGGUCUUUACUGAGACCUAGACAACCAGGUGAGACCUAGACACCCAGGUGAGGGGAGGUCUUUACUGAGACCUAGACAACCAGGUGAGACCUAGAUGACCAGGUGAGGGGAGUUACUUACUGAGACCUAGACAACCAGGUGAGGGGAGUUCCUUACUAAGACCUAGACAACCAGGUGAGGUGAGCUCCUUACUGAGACCUAGACAACCAGGUGAGGGGAGUUCCUUACUGAGACCUAGACAACCAGGUGAGGGGAAUUCCUUACUAAGACCUGGACAACCAGGUGAGGUGAGCUCCUUACUAAUUAGUGACCGUAAUUCAUCAAUCAAGUACCAGGGAAGAGCAAAAACCCACUGACACUCGGUCUUCUGUGCAAUGAGUUUGACGCCUGUGGGUCAGGUGGAAGUUUCACCAUAUUGCUUAUACAGUGGGGAGAACAAGUAUUUUAAACACUGCCGAUUUUGCAGGUUUUCCUACUUACAAAUCAUGUAGAGGUCUGUAAUUUUUUUAUCAUCGGUACACUUCAACUGUGAGAGACGGAAUCUAAAACAAAAAUCCAGAAAAUCACAUUGUAUGAUUUUUAAGUAAUUUAUUUGCAUUUUAUUGCAUGAUAUAAGUAUUUGAUACAUCAGAAAAGCAGAACUUAAUAUUUGGUACAGAAACAUUUGUUUGCAAUUACAGAGAUCAUACGAAAUCAUACAAUGUGAUUUUCUGGAUUUUUGUUUUAGAUUCUUUCACAGUUGAAAGAAAAAAAUUACAGACCUCUA